AUGGGCGGUACGCGCCAGCUGGCACAACAAAAUUGUCGACUAACUGUUUUAGAACCAGAAGAGACCGUCGUUUCGCCUCAAGAGACCGAACAGGUCGAAAAGCCAACCACCGAAUCCACAGUGCCAAAGAGUGAAGUCAAAGUCAUCCGCCGCAAGUUGAACGGAUACGUUGGAUUCGCUAACUUGCCAAAACAAUGGCACAGAAAAUCGAUCAGAAGAGGCUUCAGCUUGAACCUGCUGGUUGUUGGUGAGAGAAGUUUGGGUAAGUCUACUUUGAUAAACACUCUUUUCAACAAGGAUUUGUACCCAGUGGACUCUUUCUCGAAAGCAUCUUUCCCUGAUCCAGAAGAACCAGUUAAGGUUUCCGUCGAGACUGUCAGCGCCGAUAUCGAGGAAAACAACGUCAAGCUGAGCUUGACCGUUAUUGACUGUCCAGGAUUCGGCGAGGGUAUCAACAAUACUGAUACCUGGAAACCUAUUGUCGACGAGGUCAACUCCAGAUUCGACAAGUACUUGGAGGCUGAGACCAAGAUCAACCGGUCCACCAUUGUCGACAACAGAGUCCACGCAUGCUUGUACUUUAUUGAGCCUACCGGACACUCGUUGAAGCCUUUGGACAUCACUUUCAUGAAGCAAAUUCACGAAAAGGUAAACCUUAUUCCAGUGAUUGCCAAAUCCGACACUCUCACCGAGAAGGAGAUCCAAGAGUUCAAGCAAAGAAUUUUGGACGACAUAAAUAACCAAGGAAUCAAGUUGUUCAACCCUCCAGAAUACGACCACGACGAUGAGGAGACCAGAGCUGCAUCCAGACAAAUCAUGGCCAAGGCACCGUUCGCUGUUGUUGGGUCUACCAACCAGAUCCAGACCCCAGACGGAAGAAUAGUGAGAGGCAGAUCUUAUCCAUGGGGAAUUAUUGAGAUCGACAACGAGGACCACUGUGACUUCAUCAAGCUUAGACAGCUCCUGAUCAGAAACUUCAUGGAGGAGUUGAAGGAGAUUACAGCCAACAAAUUGUACGAGAACUACAGAACUGCCAAAUUGAAGAAGCUUGGCAUUGAGCAGGACGACUCUGUUUUCCGCGAGUUUGACCCUGUUUUGAAGCAGGAGGAGGAGAAGCAGCUGCACGAGGCCAAGCUUGCUAACAUGGAGGCCCAGCUGAGAUCGAUUUUCCAAUCCAAGGUUAGCAAGGAGGAAAAGAAGUUGCAAGAGACCGAGGCUGAUCUGUUUGCCAAACACAAGGAGAUGCGGGACAAGCUUUUGAAGCAGAUCAAGCUUUUGGAGGAGAAGAAGAAGGAGUUGGAGCUGGCCAAGCCUCUUCACGAGCCAACUCACAGCGCCCCAACCAAGACCAGAAAGGGAUUCCUCCGUUAA
Ogataea philodendri is the source of this 1371-nucleotide messenger RNA. RefSeq lists its product as uncharacterized. Gene Ontology annotation, cellular component: microtubule cytoskeleton; cytosol; septin ring. The coding region runs from base 1 to 1371 and encodes 456 amino acids. Gene Ontology annotation, molecular function: GTP binding; molecular adaptor activity; GTPase activity. The transcript has a single exon. Gene Ontology annotation, biological process: cytoskeleton-dependent cytokinesis. The record is from RefSeq and is a predicted model, not a curated record. Lineage: Eukaryota; Fungi; Ascomycota; Pichiomycetes; Pichiales; Pichiaceae.